Messenger RNA from Patella vulgata (common limpet), 5020 nucleotides. RefSeq lists its product as uncharacterized. The record is from RefSeq and is a predicted model, not a curated record. Lineage: Eukaryota; Metazoa; Mollusca; Gastropoda; Patellidae. The transcript is spliced from 7 exons. Bases 317 to 1903 code for a protein of 528 amino acids.
GUUUGUAUAGUAUUAUAUACUGUGAGACAUGUGUUGAUAGUUCUAUCUAUAUUCUGUUAUGCAGUUCUCCACCAUGGUUCAUAUCAGUUUAUGUUGCCUACCCAUGAUCGUAUAUUGUUUGUUUUUCUAUGUUUUAUUGUGCCGUUUCCCGUCAUUCUUGACUGAAACUGUGGUUUAAUUAGAUUUUUUGGGGAGUAUUAAUUGUUUUGUGCUGUUUACCUAUGAUCGUGUAUUGUUUGUUUUAUCUGCGUUUUAUUGUGCAGUUUUCCAUCAUUGCUGACUGAAUCUGUGGUUUAAUUGAUUAUAAAUACUGAUAAUGGCGAGAUAUUUUACUGUUCAACUGACUGUAUUAACCGUGCUGGUUACCAAUAGUUACGGAAAGAUAGAUUAUUUUGGUAACACUGCAUGUAGCGGCGUCAACUCACGCUGUCCAUAUCACAAUCUACGUUGUAAUAACAACGAAGGAUUGGUAAUAACGAGAGCAAAAUAUGGCUAUGUUGAACUACAAUCACGCCGGAAGACAUGUUGUCGGUACAACAAGUCGGACUGUUUAGUCGACUUUACUGCUAGUGAUAUGUCGGAUAUAUAUAAAUGCAGUGGAUUGUCAGGAUGUCCCAUUCCGUCACCAACAAGAGGUGUGGCUAGUCAUUGUAAUGAUAAUAAGAACUACGCGUAUUCCUGGAUUGAACACGGAUGCAGCAAUGCAUCAGUAAUUAUUAAUCUUAGUGAUAGUACCAUACAAGAGAAAAACAAAAAUCAGGUUAUUAUCAAUUAUGAUAAAUAUAAAAAUGGUAAGAACAUUGGAGCAGAUGGGGUUGAUAAAACAGAUCCAGAUGAAGGAGAACUUGGUGUAGGAUGCCUCUGUAAAGUUUCAUUUGAAACUUACAUAUUUUUGUAUCAAACUAACGAUGGUCGUCAACCUAUAAAUGUGGGUGAUUAUACAGCUAAGUCAGACACGUGGUACAAAAUAGAUGAUGAAAUAGAUGAAAUAAUAUUACCAAAACAUAACGUCAACAUCACACUAAGAGCCAAAAAUGAAUACCGGAAGAUCCAAACAGUUUUAUGUGGUUGUUAUGAUAGUAAUGGAAUUGAUGUAGACGAUACAAAACGUGAAUAUUUAAAGGAAGCGAAUCAAACCGAAGUUGAGAAUUUCUUUAUACCACAAGAAGAUAUUGGUAGCGGUAAGAACAGUGAAGAAGGCGGAAAUGAUAAGACGGUGUUUAUAGUAGGAAUAGUACUAGGAAGUCUAUGUUUGAUUAUUGUCAUCAUCACUAUAACCAUUAUUCUCAUAAGGACGUGGAAAAGAAAGAAAACUAAUACUGGUAUGAAAACAUCUACGCCCGUGUCCGAUCCAUCAUCUGUUCACGAUCAGCAUUACUAUCACUACGUAGAGCCCAAUCAUGUGGGCAUUAUCGGUGAAGUUGUAACCGGACGACAGGCAGAUAACUACAACCAUAUCGGAGAUAUUAAAACCAGCAACCAUGGAGAUACUUACAACCAUAUUGGUUAUAUAAAAACCGACAGCCAGGCAAAUACUUACAACCAUAUUGGUGAUAUGAACACGAGUAACCCAGGAGUUAUCGGGUAUAUUAAAACCGGCGACCAGCUAGAUACUUACAACCAUAUCGGUGAUAUUAAAACGAGCAACCCAGGAGAUACUUACAACCAUAUCGGUGAUUUUAAAACCACCGCCCCGACAGAUACCAGCAACUACAACCAUAUCGCGGAUAUUAAAAUCACCAACCAGGCAGAUACCAGCAACUACAACCAUAUUGGUGAUGUUAAAACCAGCAGCCAGGCAGAUUCCAGCAACUACAGCCAUAUCGGGGAUAUUAAAAUCACCAACCAGGCAGAUACCAGCAAUUACGACCAUAUUGGGGAUAAUAAAACCACCAACCAGUAGCCACCACCAGACUUCUCCCUUGGUUGUUCCUACACCCUUAUAAACCUGUAACGGUAAAUCUUUUUGAUCUUUGGGGUAUAUUCUAUGCCCAGAAUAACUUGCGGUCUGAAAGUCAGGGGAGGUUUUGGAUAUAUACAGGGAAAUUUGGGUUUAUUCUUUUGAAAGUUGUUCUUUAAACGUGUAGCGGUUCAUUCUUCCCUGGUAGUUUUUUUCCAUAAGAAAACAUGAAAGAAGGUUUUUCUUACGGGAAUUCUGGGAUAUUCUCAUUUUGCGUACAUGUAAACAUAAACGGUUUAUAAGCAAAAUAAAGUCCUCGACUUCGGUUAUGCUGGGAAAGAAAGACUUCAGAAAAGACCCUCGACAGAAAAACCUCGGCAUGUCGGCCUCGGGGGUUCCUUUUUCUCGGGUUGUUUUCUUCAGUCUGUCUUUCCACAGCAUCAGCUCAGUCGCGUGCUUUAUCCUACAGCUCCUAAUAUUCACUCGUAUCUCAUGGUACUUGUACUUCUGACUUUUGAUUCUGAUUUCCCUUUUGAUCGACAAUAUCGUGUUAUAUUUACUUAAUUAGAGGAGAUGAACUCCCUUUGAUUUGGGUCAAAUUACCUUAAGUUGAUAUUGAGUGCUGUAUCGAAUAUUAAUAAUUCAUUGUUUCUAGAUCAGAUUACCGAUGUUCUAGAGCAGAGUGACCAAACUCAUUUCGAUUCAAGGGCCAAAUGAACUAAAAUGUUACAUCAAGGCGGCCGGAUGUAAAGAUAAAUAUUGAUAUAUUUCAUUAAAAUCGUUACUUAUUAUAAUGCAAUACAACAUUUUGAAAUAAACCAAAUUAGCCAUUUUUUAUAUCUUACACUGAAUUCUUUUAAAAACAACCACAAGAACAUUGUUAACAUUCAGCAACAGAUUGAAUAUACUUAUAUAAUUCUAAGAAUUAUCGUAAGUCAGUUUGUUGAAAUUUGUUCCACGGGCUACAUUUAAACCCUUGGCGGGCCGAAUUUGGCAUCCUUGAUCUAGAGUUGUUGUUAUUGUUCUUAGUGUUUAACGUCCGCUUCCACCGAAGGGGAUAUCGCAGACAAGUUGUCUUUCGUUGUUUUCAUUAUAUUAGCGUACGCGCAGGGGUCUUUCCUGUGGAAGGAAACCGGAUUACCCGUAGUAAACUGACGAGGUUGAGAAGGCGCCCCUAUCUCCAAGCCACAUACGCUCAGAGAUCGAGGCCACAACCGCAAGCCAGAGGUUACCGGCCAGCUAGAGGUCAAAGCGUGACACUGUAGACUACUAGCCCCCCCCCCUCCCCGGGCUAGAGAGUAUGUUAUGGGCUUAUAUAACAUUUGAAUCCAAAGAUCAGAUUUAGUUCUCAUAUAAUGCAUCUUUAAGCGAAAGUCAGUUCUCACAUAAUGCAUCUUUAAGUGAAAGUUAGUUCUCACAUAAUGCAUCUUUAAGCGAAAGUCAGUUCUCACAUAAUGCAUCUUUAAGCGAAAGUUAGUUCUCACAUAAUACAUCUUUAAGCGAAAGUUAGUUCUCACAUAAUGCAUCUUUAAGCGAAAGUUAGUUCUCACAUAAUGCAUCUUUAAGCGAAAGUUAGUUCUCACAUAAUGCAUCUUUAAGCGAAAGUCAGUUCUCACAUAAUGCAUCUUUAAGCGAAAGUUAGUUCUCACAUAAUGCAUCUUUAAGCGAAAGUCAGUUCUCACAUAAUGCAUCUUUAAGCGAAAGUUAGUUCUCACAUAAUGCAUCUUUAAGCGAAAGUUAGUUCUCACAUAAUGCAUCUUUAAGCGAAAGUCACCGUAUUGAUUAACUUUGUUUUGGCAAACUGGGUGGACAGUGGAAUACAAAAUCGCAACACCGAAACAUGUCAACAUGUAAAAUCCAGUGAAAUCAACAAGUUUAGUUUUGACCCAAAUCGAAGAGAUAAUAUCAUUUUAUGAACAUUAUGUAUCAUGUUUUAGUUUACAAAGGCAUACAAAUUCGAACCUUUGGCAUAUUUCAUUGAAAGUAUUGUAUUUAAGGACAAUAAGUAUUUUUAGCUAUUUGAGAUGUUGAAGUUAGUCUGUUUAAAAAUUGAAUGUUAUUUUGAGCUAUGUUGAUAUUUUUUUAGCUAUGUUGAGUUAUUGUAUUUGCAGAAUAUGUUCAGUUAUUUUUAGCUAUGUUAAAGAAUAUUUUGAUUUUGUUUUUAGCUAUGUUGCAUUAAUUUGAGCUAUGUUAUGUUGCAUUAUUUUGAACUUUGUUGCUUUGAGUUAUUUUGAGCUAUGUUAUGUUGAGUUAUUUUGAGCUCUGUUAUGUUGAGUUAUUUUGAGCUAUGUUAUGUUGAGUUAUUUUUUUUAACUAUGUUAAAGUUAUAUGAGGCUAUCUUAACGUUAUUGAAUUCAAGGAAUAUGUUGAGUUAUUUUGAGCUAUGUUGAGUUUUUUUUGAGCGAUGUUGAGUUAUCUUUACCUAUAUGUUUGUUAUUUUAUUUAAGUUAUUUUAAGGUAUUUACGGUUAUUUUGAGCUAUUUUGAGCUAUUUUGAGUUAUUUUGAGCCACUUUGAGUUAUUUUGAGCCAUUUUGAGUUAUUUAGAGCUUUGUUGAGUUGUUGUCAGCUAUGUUAAAGUUAUUGUAUUUGAGGAAUAUGUUGAGUUAUUUUUAGUUAUGUUAAAGAAUAUUUUGAGUUUUUUGUUAGCCAUGUUGAAUCAUUUUGAGCUAGUUUUUAUAUUUAAGGAAUAUGUUAAGUUAUUUUGAGCUAUGUUGAGUUAUUGUUAGCUAUGUUGAGUUAUUGUUAGCUAUGUUGAGUUAUUUUGAGUAAGAACAGUGGGGGGGUAAAACAUGCUUUGGGCCCAGUUGUAUAAUAUUAUUUAAUGGACUAAUGCUUACUUUUUUCAAAAAAUUUGUUCUUUUGCUGUCUUGAGAUCAACCUCGGUUGUAUCAGUCCACAACGUCUGUAUAUUGCGUUAUGUAUAUUGCCGUUAUAUGUAUAUUGUCAUUAUAUGUAUAUUGUCAUUAUAAUAUGUAUAUUGUCGUUAUGUGCAUAUUGUCAUUAUAAUAUGUAUAUUGUCGUUAUGUAUAUUGUCAUUAUAUGUAUAUUGCCAUUAUGUAUAUUGCUGUUAUAUAUAUUGUCAUUAAUUGUAUAUGUAUAUUUUUGAAUUUAUUUUUACA